Aspergillus lentulus is the source of this 837-nucleotide messenger RNA. The record is from RefSeq and is a predicted model, not a curated record. NCBI's taxonomy places the organism in Eukaryota, Fungi, Ascomycota, Eurotiomycetes, Eurotiales, Aspergillaceae.
AUGACGGACGCGCACAGGAUAGCUACCUGGUACGAUCAGAAUGCAGCGCUGGAGCAUGAACGCCUCACUAGUUGCCGACUUGAGUUCUCAAUUUCUUGGAGAAUUAUCACUCAGUAUCUGGAUCAACUGGGUAGGGACAGAGCACUAGAAAUCCUGGAUCUUGGUGGCGGAACUGGUCGAUAUGCUUUGCCACUAGCCAGGCUAGGCCACUCGGUCACACUCGUGGAUAUUUCGGACCGGGAGCUCAAGAUAGCCCACAGUACGGCUGAAGAAGCGCAAGUCAAACUGACUUCUAUUGUCAAAGCCGACGCGAGAGACAUCCGGUCCAAUCCUGUCAUCUUCCAGGAACAAAAAUACGACCUGGUAUUAUGCCAAGGUCCGCUUUAUCAUCUUCUUGAGGAAAAUGAGCGCCGGGCCGUUCUGUCAGCAUGUGCUGCAGCUCUGAAACCUAGUGGGAUUAUUCUAGCUGCAUUUAUGCUCCAAUAUGCUCACUUGCGAGAUCUUGCACAGCGAGACCCUAUGCGUCUCGUAAGGGAAUAUGAUUCCUUUUACGCAAACUAUCUUGCUGAGGGAACAUAUACUCGAAAUCAGCUUAUAUCCUCCUACCACUCAGAUCCGGAAAAAGUGAGGGCCUUAUUCAUGACAAUCCCCGAGCUCGAGCUGGAGAGAUUAGUGUCUUGUGAAGGUUUCCUAGGAGGUGGAUUAGCUUCCAAAAUUAGUGAACUGCCGCAUGACGCUUACGAGCGGUGGGUAGAUGUUGUGCUUCGUUUCGCCGAGGACCAGAAUAUUCUGGGAAAUGCAGACCAUUUGUUGGCAGUUGCUAGACGGAAGAUUUGA